AUGGCAGAUCCGAACACGCACCCGUGGGGUUACUAUUGCGGCAACUCAACAGACUCGUCGGCCAACGGAACGAUCGAUAUUUGGAAGCCUGUGUGCGGUUGGGUGAGUGCAGGCAACGACAGAGGGACCAUCGACAUUCUUUGGUCCAGUAACCUGACCAUCUUGCUUUGUGUCUGGGUAGCGACUCAUCCCAACGCACUGGGGCACGGAGAAAAGUGGUGGCACGCUGCCAUCGACAAAUUCAACCUUGCCGCUAUCGGCCUUCUCGGACCCGACUUUCUUUUUGGUAUUGCAGUUGGACAGCUUGCUAGUGCUAGAAAAAGUGUCAAGGAAUUCAAGGAACUCCCCAAGAGAAUACGUGGGGAUAAUAAAUGGACAAUAAAGCAUGCAUUCUUUGUAGACAUGGGAGGAAUACAUCUGAAGAGUCCCGAUUACGGACGUUUUCCGAUCAACGCUGCACAAUUACUCUACUUGAUUAAAAACGAAUACGUCGUCUAUCCAGACAUGGAGGCAAUGGCGAUCUCUGAACGCAACAGUGUCGACGCUCUUUCCAGGUACGACGGAUAA
Colletotrichum phormii is the source of this 567-nucleotide messenger RNA. RefSeq lists its product as uncharacterized. The record is from RefSeq and is a predicted model, not a curated record. Lineage: Eukaryota; Fungi; Ascomycota; Sordariomycetes; Glomerellales; Glomerellaceae. The transcript is spliced from 2 exons. Bases 1 to 567 code for a protein of 188 amino acids.